GGCAGUUACUUACUCUAUGGCUCGAUUAAGAAAGUUAUUGAGCUGCCAAAUGCUGCGGGUAGAAAGAAACAACAGGCCAGCCUCGCUUACAGCCUAGUGGAGAAGGGAAACCUAGAGGCAGAACGGAGUAAAACGAACUAUUGUGAAGUGCGAGUCUCCAUCCCCUUGGCCUUGGGUACUCACCAUUGCUGUGCACCCGCACCUGCAACUCAGCCUGCGGGCUUGCGGGGGGCGCAGGCGGGCGGCUGACACCCCCUGCAGCUAGUGGCUGGGGGACUGGUGGAUAAAUAACCGGCUUUCUGAACUGCACGUGGGGGAGCACUCCCUGCGCUGGAAGCCUCGCCCCUCAAUGUGGGGCGGUGGACGGCAGCACCUGCAACCCCGGGGCUCGCUGCAGGCACAGAACUUAAGGCCUUGCCCCACACCUGCUGAACCAGAAUCUGCAUUUUAACCGAAUCGCCAGGCGCCCCCUCCGCCCGCCCCAGGCUGAGAAGCGGUGGUCAAAGCCAGGCUCGCAGGCAGGCCGGGAGCUGCGGCAUCACCGGGAACUCCUUAGAAGUGCAAACACAGGCGCCCCACCCCAGCCUUCUCCGUCCACACUCGGGGGUGGGGCCCAGAAAGCUGUGUUUUAACAGGCCCUGCAGGUGAUUCAGGCACAGGGUUGAAGUUGGAGAACCACUGGCCUAGUUGUUUAAAAAUUGUUGUAAAGUUAGCUUUUUUCCCCUUGAAUUAGAGAGAAGAUCCACUUUUUCUGAUGAAUUUCAGGGGGAAAUGCCUGACUUUGUCUUUGUUUCCUUCUUUUUUGAAAGUUAAUGAUCCAACGCCCUUUGACAUUCAAGCUGAGAGAACACUGAAGACAAACUUUUUUGCCACAAGAAACGUCUGCAACGAAUUACUGCCGAUAAUAAAACCUCAUGGCAGAGUGGUGAAUAUCAGUAGCCUCCAGGGUUCCAAAGCUCUUGAAAACUGCAGCCAAGAUCUGCAGGAGGUGUUUCGCUCUGAGACACUCAGAGAGGAGGACCUGGUGGACCUCAUGAAAAAGUUCGUGGAAGAUGCAAAGAAUGAAGUGCAUGAGAAGGAAGGCUGGCCCAACUCGGCCUACGGGGUGUCUAAGUUGGGAGUCACGGUCUUAUCAAGAAUCCUUGCCCGGCGUUUGGAUGAGAAGAGAAAGGCAGACAGGAUUCUGCUAAAUGCGUGCUGCCCUGGGUGGGUGAAGACAGACAUGGCUGGGGAUUAUGGCUCCAGGACUGUGGAGGAGGGGGCUGAGACUCCUGUCUACCUGGCCCUCCUGCCUCCAGAUGCCACCGAGCCUCAUGGCCAGCUGGUCCGUGACAAAGUGGUCCAAAGCUGGUGAAUGCUUUCUUUGGUGCUUAAUGCUUAAUAAAUGUUUGUGGGAUGAGUGAAUGAAUUGGUGUCGUACUCUGAUGUGUUUCUGUCCUUCAGGAGUGUCAUUUAGGAUCUCCCAAUGAGAAGGUGUCUAGUUCUAGAAUUGAGCUGAGUGAUUUUGUCACACCCAAACUUGAGCCUGAGAGGAAGAACCUGGUCCUGUGGCCGUCAAAU
Miniopterus natalensis is the source of this 1560-nucleotide messenger RNA. The record is from RefSeq and is a predicted model, not a curated record. Lineage: Eukaryota; Metazoa; Chordata; Mammalia; Chiroptera; Miniopteridae.